Messenger RNA from Cyprinodon tularosa, 1416 nucleotides. RefSeq names its product mucin-5AC-like. NCBI's taxonomy places the organism in Eukaryota, Metazoa, Chordata, Actinopteri, Cyprinodontiformes, Cyprinodontidae. The record is from RefSeq and is a predicted model, not a curated record. Bases 1 to 1416 code for a protein of 471 amino acids. The transcript has 3 exons.
AUGGCUGCACCAACAACUACAACUGUGGCACCUAGUACCACAACUGUGGUGCCAGCCACGUUAACGGCUGCGCCAACAACCACAACUGCUGCAUUAACAACAACUGCUACACAAAAAAACACAAAUUUGGCACCAACUACGGCAACUGUUGCACCAAUCACCACAACAGCUGCACCAACCACUACAUCUUCUGCCCCAACAACUACAAAAGUGGCACCAACAACCACAACUGCUGCACUAACAACAAUGGCUGCACCAACAACUACAACUGUGGCACCUAGUACCCUAAAUGUGGUGCCAGCCACGACAACGGCUGCACCAACCACAACUGCUGCAUUAACAACAACUGCUACACAAAAAACCACAACAUUGGCACCAACUACGACAACUGUUGCACCAAUCACCACAACAGCUGCACCAACCACUACAUCUUCUGCCCCAACAACUACAAAAGUGGCACCAACAACCACAACUGCUGCACUAACAACAAUGGCUGCACCAACAACUACAACUGUGGCACCUAGUACCCUAAAUGUGGUGCCAGCCACGACAACGGCUGCACCAACCACAACUGCUGCAUUAACAACAACUGCUACACAAAAAACCACAACAUUGGCACCAACUACGACAACUGUUGCACCAAUCACCACAACAGCUGCACUAACCACUACAUCUUCUGCCCCAACAACUACAAAAGUGGCACCAACAACCACAACUGCUGCACUAACAACAACUGCUGCACCAUUAACUACAACUGUGGAACCUACUACCACAACUGUGAAUGCUGCACCAGCCACCACAAUGGCUGCACCAACAAUGACAACUGCUGAACCAACAGCCACAACUGCUGCACCUAUUACCACAACUGUGGUGCCAGCCACCACAACUGCUGCACCAACCACCACAAUAGCACCAACAACAACUGCUACACAAACAACCACAUUAUUGGCACCAACUACAACAACUGUUGCACCAAUCACCACAGCAGCUGCACCAACCACUACAUCAUCUGCCCCAACAACUACAACAGUGGCACCAACAACCACAACUGUGGCACCAACCACCACAACGGCUGCCCCAACCACCACAAUUGCACCAACAACAGCUGCUACACAAACAACCACAACAUUGGCACCAACAACCACAACUGCUGCAUCGACAACAACGGCUGCAACAACAACCACAACUUCAGCACCAUCUACUACAACAGCUGCCCAAACAACUACAACAGUCAUCCCCACAACCACAACUAAUGCAACAACCUCUACAUCUGCAGCUCCAACUUCCACAACCCUGGCAACAACAGUGGCACCAGCAACCACCGCAAAAGAAGCUGGGGUCAGCUUUGGCUGGAUCUCCACCACAGUGGAGAUGCGGGCCCCAGGGGAACUAGAUCUCCAGAACCGUCAAGGAUAA